Molecule: messenger RNA, 1306 nt
Organism: Misgurnus anguillicaudatus (oriental weatherfish)
Lineage: Eukaryota; Metazoa; Chordata; Actinopteri; Cypriniformes; Cobitidae
Product: fucolectin-like
Source: RefSeq, a predicted model, not a curated record
UCUACAUAAACUCAUUCUACAUGCGAAAAUAUAACCUUGAUAUCUUUAAUACUGACUAAGUAAGAUCAUGUCAGCGAUUGAAAUCAAUGAGUGAAAUCAAACUUUGAUGCUUUUAAUCUCAUCAUUAGAUUAGAGACCAUAUCCUGGAUUUCAACCGGACAGGGUCACUUUAAUGUUUAACUCCUGUGUGUCUUACAUGUCAGAAGAAAGCAUCUAUGUGAGAUCGUGAUCUGUUUAAGAGUGAGAUGUGGAUAUUCAGUUUUCUCUGUGUAUUUUUCGGUGCAGGAGUUUUCACCACUACACAUGCCGAGGAGGAAGAGAAUUUGUCCAUAAGGGGACAGGCUAUACAGUCAUCCACAGGAUAUGCAGGUUGGGAAGCAGACAAGGCUAUUGACACUUCACCUUUAACCUGCACCCAUACUGUACCCACAACUGAUAACCCCUGGUGGAGACUGGAUCUUCUGGAUUCUUACUACAUCUCUAGAGUUGACAUCACUAACAGACCAGACUUCGGUCCAGAACGACUCGACGGAGCAGAAAUUCGUAUUGGAAACUCUUUGGAGAACUAUGGCAACAAUAAUCCCAGAUGUGCUGUGCUGUAUGGUGUGGGAAUGGGUCAGACUGUAUCUGUGUCCUGUGGUGACAUGAAUGGACGAUAUGUGAACAUCAUCAUACCUGGAAGUUCAAAAAUGCUCACUGUAUGUGAUGUACGGGUGUAUAGAACAAAAGUCAAAGUUUUCGUGAAGAUUAAGUUUACCUCCAGUCUCACUAUGUCAGAUCCAGCAGAGAGCAACAAUGUUCUUAAUGAGAUAAAGACCGCUCUGAUUUCUAGAGGAUACUCUAUUUUCACAUUGACCUGGACAAAACUCCCUCAGAAGGCCAAACCGGAGACUAAGCUGGCUAAGUCCACGUGCUAAGGGCAGUUACUGAAUAAACAGACGGUCUUUGGAGAGGAAAAGAAACAUGUUUUUGUUGAUUUGCAUUUAUUUUUCCAAAUAAUUAUUUUCUUUUCAUCAUUUUGGAUGAUUUGUAGUUAACACAUUUUUAUAAUAAUAAUAAUAAUAAUAAGAUAAGUGUCUUCUGCACAUCAUGGUUUUCUUUCUUUCCUCUGAAAAUUGUGUAAUACAAGCAAGAAGUGCUUUUUUAUGUUUCUCCUAUCAGAAGGCUUAACAUAGAGGCAUAGGUAGGCGGCCCCCUAAUAACGUUACUCGGGGCCCCCAACCAACCUAAAAAAUAAAUGAUAAAAAUCAUCAUCAUGAACACUUCGAUAGCAAGUUGUAUUAAUAUUUUUAAAGGGAUAGUUCAC